CUGCACCGCUCGGUUAGAUUAUGUUAGUAAUUCACCAAACGUGCCCUUGUGCUCCGUUACGGUUGCAUCGCCCGAACCAAACCAUCACCGAACAUCCGAGGGUUCUCCCCACUUUUCCCUCCUCUUUCUCUCUUCCCCGUUCGAGCGUGAGAGAAAACGCCAUGCGAACGAGGAACCAAUCCAAACGAUCUCCACAAAAUCUAUCCGCAAUGUCGGAAGAGAGUGUGGAUAGGGUCGCGAAACGGGGAACCGCGCGUGAAGAGUCGGGCGCGAAACGGUGGCGAGAAAUUGAUUCGUUAAUGGAGAACGCCGACUCUGAAAACAAGGUAGAUGAGUCACUCAAAAACAAUCGCAAAGGAAAAGCUAAGGCAGUGGUUAGUCGCGAUGUCUCUGUGAAAGGAUGUGGUAUGAGAAAUACAAAGGAAAGUACGCUGACGGGAAGAGAAGAGGCGGCAAGUGGUCAUUUUGAUGCAAGUGAGAUGGACUGGGAGGAGGGUAUUGUUUCUACUUCAGACUGCAGAGAAGGUUUCUCGCAUGAUCUUGGAAAGGAUGUGAUUGUUGAAUUUACUGGCUUGCCAUCUCCUGCUGAGAGGAAGAUCAACCGAAGGGUUUCUGCUGAAGAAAAGGAGCUAGCAGAGCUAGUGCACAAAGUUCAUUUGUUGUGUCUGCUUGCACGGGGUAGGGUAGUCGACAAGGCUUGUGAUGACCCUCUCAUUCAGGCAUCCAUACUUUCUCUUCUACCAUCUAACUUACUGAAGAUUGCGGAAGUUCCAAAAUUGACAGCUAAUAAGCUUGGCUCUCUUGUAAAUUGGUUUCGUAGCAAUUUCCAUAUAUCAACACAAAGUGUUGAUAGGGGAUCAUUUGAAUCCAACCUUGUCUUUGCUCUUCAAACUCAUGAAGGGACUACUGAAGAGGUUGCUGCACUCUCAGUGGCGUUACUUAGGGCCCUCAAUUUGACAACAAGGUUUGUUUCCAUCCUUGAUGUGGCUUCCCUCAAGCCAGAUUCAGAUCUAUCUGGAAUCUCGGAUCUAGAUGUUCUUAGACUAGACACAAGAGUAUCUUCUUCUCUUGCCACUAUGAACAGCACUAAUCUGGUUGGUACUCUAUCUCCUGUUCCUAAUCCGGGUGAUCCAAUAAAUGAUACAACUACUGGGGCUUUGCUAAGAGACAAGUGUGGCAAAAAGGAGGGCACGCCAAUCUGCAAGAAGAAUUUGCUUAAAGGUUUAACAGGCGAUAAUUUACAAGAUGGAAGCUGUGCUUCUGAGUCAAAAUGUUCUGAAGGACCAAAAAAAAGGGGGGACCUAGAGUUUGAGUUGCAGAUGGAAAUGGCUCUCUCAGCCACUGCAGCGACAGCAACACGAGAUAAUAAACAAGGUUUAAAGAUAGAUGAUUCGAAUAACAGCUUACACUCUCUAACUCCGCCAUUGAAGAGAUUGAAGCAAUGUAAAGAUGGAGAACCUUUGAAAUACAGUAGCUCGAAUGCAGUUUGGUCGAGAAGAGCAGGUCCUCCUUUAUACUGGGCGGAGGUCUAUUGUAAUGGGGAGACAUUAACUGGAAGAUGGGUGCAUGUUGAUGCUGUAAAUGGUAUUAUUGACGGUGAGGACAAAGUAGAAGCUGCUUCUGCUGCUUGCAGAAAGCCUUUAAAAUAUGUUGUUGCUUUUGCUGGACAGGGUGCUAAAGAUGUGACACGCAGGUAUUGCAUGCAGUGGUAUAAGAUUGCUCCAAAGAGGGUAAAUCCACAAUGGUGGGAUAGGGUGUUGGCACCGUUGAAAGAGUUGGAAUCAAGUGCAACCAGUGCAAUGGUUCAUUUAGAAGCAUUUCAAGAAAAACUUCCAUCGACUGUAGAGGAAAAGGUAUCUGUAGCGCCCUGUCCUCCUAUAAUGGAUUCUGAAGACCCUAACAAUACUAAAGAUUGUGCACAAAGUGUCAAAUUGGCUAGUGAAUUUGGUGCAGAAUCAUCUGAGCGGCUUAUCAAGUCAGUAUGUCCAUCUCACAACCAUGGGAUCUCAUGUCGAAAUUAUCAAGAAGAUAUGGAACUUGAAACCAGGGCUCUAACUGAGCCUCUUCCUACCAAUCAAUUGGCAUAUAGAAAUCAUCAUCUGUACGCAAUUGAAAGAUGGCUUACCAAGAAUCAAAUUCUUCAUCCAAAAGGUCCUGUACUUGGUUAUUGUUCCGGGCAUCCUGUUUAUCCUCGAUCUUGUGUUCAGACACUACAAACAAGACAAAAGUGGUUACGAGAAGGCUUGCAAGUUAGAGAAAGUGAGGAACCUGCAAAGAUAAUGAAACGUUCAACCAAGAAUUUUAAUAUCCAGUUAUCCGAACCUGGUGUUUUUGAAGAAGAUAAAGGCGAACCAAGCGUAGAACUCUAUGGGAAGUGGCAGCUGGAACCAUUAAAACUGCCUCGUGCUGUAAAUGGCAUUGUGCCUAAGAAUGAGCGUGGUCAAGUUGAAGUAUGGUCUGAAAAGUGUCUACCACCUGGUACAGUACACUUGAGGUUACCCAGACUAGUUCCAGUUGUGAAGAGGCUUGAAAUUGAUUAUGCACCAGCCAUGGUUGGAUUUGAAUUUCGCAAUGGCCGUUCUUUUCCGAUGUUCGAGGGAAUUGUGGUCUGCAGAGAGUUCAAAGAUGCAAUCUUGGAGGUUUAUGCAGAAGAAGAAGAAAGAAGAGUAGCUGAAGAGAGGAAACGAAAUGAAACACAGGCUCUUUCAAGGUGGUUUCAGCUGCUUUCAUCCAUCGUAACAAGACAACGGUUGAAGAAUUCAUAUGUGAAUCCCAAAUCUUUGCAUGGCCAAGAGAAUAUUCAUCGAACCGAUUGCGAGAAGAGUCAUUCCGAACAAGGUGUUCGAUCGAGCCGACAACAGGAAAGAUCAGUACGAGAGGCAAAGCCAGUUUUGACGUCUCCUCACGAUCACGAGCAUGUAUUUCCCUUAGAGAAUCAAAGCUUUGACGAAGAGCUAUUUGUGCGAACAAAGAGGUGCCCAUGUGGAUUCUCCAUCCAGGUAGAGGAGUUGUAGCUCUCAAAGGGUUUUGUUAAAUCAUGAUAGUUAUUCACCAUUUUGCCAUCUAAGAAAGCUUUGUAUUUUCACUUUUGUGUAAGUAUUGAAACAAGCAGUAGCCCUACCCAAUUUCUUGAGUCGAUUAGGGGCCAACUAGAGAAUGCUUGAGAUGUUCUGAUCACCAUCUCAAUUUUCUCCAAUGUAACUCCGUAACGACUGUUCCAUACUCGCUCAUUGUGAUCUGUUGGUAAGCAUUGUCCGUAAAUUAUGUACUCUAUUGCGAAGGUCAAAGGUUGCUUAAUUCUCA
Ananas comosus (pineapple) is the source of this 3303-nucleotide messenger RNA. Its product is annotated as DNA repair protein RAD4. Gene Ontology annotation, molecular function: single-stranded DNA binding; damaged DNA binding. Gene Ontology annotation, biological process: nucleotide-excision repair; mismatch repair. Bases 21 to 3014 code for a protein of 997 amino acids. The record is from RefSeq and is a predicted model, not a curated record. The transcript has 13 exons. Lineage: Eukaryota; Viridiplantae; Streptophyta; Magnoliopsida; Poales; Bromeliaceae. Gene Ontology annotation, cellular component: cytoplasm; nucleotide-excision repair factor 2 complex; nucleus.